Messenger RNA from Epithele typhae, 522 nucleotides. RefSeq lists its product as uncharacterized. The record is from RefSeq and is a predicted model, not a curated record. The transcript has 2 exons. The annotation marks the transcript as partial. NCBI's taxonomy places the organism in Eukaryota, Fungi, Basidiomycota, Agaricomycetes, Polyporales, Epitheliaceae.
CUCCGUCGCCUGGCGGCCACCAUCCGCAAGUCGACGACAAUCUUGCUGCCUGCAUGGAAGAAGCAGCUCAAGAAUCUCAAUCAAGACAUUCUCAUGCUGAAGCAAGACGUCAGGACACGAUGGUGUUCGACUCACGAUAUGCUCAAGCGGGCCGUCCGUCUGAAGACAGCCAUCAAGUCAUUCUGCGAGGCCGACAACGACCUCCAUCCGGACCUCGACCUAGAGGAGUACCAGCUAUCUAGGCGCGAGUGGUCGAUCGCCGAGCAACUUCUCGAGGUGCUCAAGGACGCGACACUGUUCUUCUCCCGGAGCACGCCAAACCUCGCAAGCGUCAUCCCAGUCAUGGAUGUCCUUGAUGAGCGCCUUACCACGACUGCACUGCCGGGUAGCAAGACCUCAAAGGGUGUACCCUACGACCCGGCCGUUCGAUUUGCUCACAAGUUUGCGCAGCAGGUUCUCAAUAAGUACUAUGAACUCACAGACUCUUCAGAGUGCUAUCGCAUUGCCAUGGGCGAGUUCUAA